AAUGAAACAUCAUCUAGUCGAGAGAGAGAGAGAGAGAGCUGUGCUCAGCAAAGAAAGCAAGAAGCCUCCCUCCGAGGCUCCGACCCAUGGCUUUCCGCUCCGUCUUCGACUAUGGAGCUCUCCGAACCGAGCUCGAGAACGCCGGCAUCAGCGCUCACUUCAUCCCCCUCAUAUGGAAGUACGUCCUCCAGAACCCUAUUUGCGAGCUGGACGAGGUCCCCUCCCUUCCUUCUUCGGCCUAUCCUCUUCUCCGCUCCAAGUUCCGGGCCUUGACGUCGUCCCUCUCCUCCGCCGUGGACUCCAGGGAUCGGGUUACCACCAAGCUCCUCAUCAGCCUCCAGAAUGGCACUUCUGUUGAAGCUGUAAUUAUGAGGUAUGAUACACGAUUGGGGAAGUAUGAUGGGAAACCUCGACCAGGAGGUCCAAGAUCAACCUUGUGUGUGUCAUCUCAGGUGGGUUGCAAGAUGGGUUGUAAAUUCUGUGCCACUGGGACAAUGGGUUUUAAGAAUAAUCUGUCAUCUGGAGAGAUUGUGGAGCAGUUGGUCCAUGCAUAUCGCUUCUCACACAUACGAAAUGUAGUUUUCAUGGGAAUGGGUGAGCCAUUAAAUAACUAUGCUGCUGUUGUGGAAGCUAUCCAGAUCAUGACAGGAUUUCCGUUUCAGCUGUCACCUAAAAGAAUUACAGUUUCAACUGUUGGGAUCAUUCAUGCCAUCAACAAGCUCCAUGAUGACUUGCCCAAUGUGAACCUGGCUGUAUCACUGCAUGCACCAGAUCAAGAUAUCCGUUGUCAAAUAAUGCCUGCAGCACGGGCUUUUCCUCUAGGAAAGCUUAUGGAUGCAUUACAGACAUAUCAAAAGAACAGUCAACAUAAAAUUUUUAUUGAGUACAUCAUGCUGGAUGGGGUUAAUGAUCAGGAGCAGCAUGCACAUCAGCUUGGUAGUCUACUAGAAAUGCUUAAAGUGGUUGUGAACUUAAUACCUUUCAAUCCAAUUGGUACUAAAAGUUGUUUCAGGACCAGCACUGAACAGAAUGUGAGGAAGUUCCAGAAAAUCCUAAGAGGCAUCUAUAAUAUCCGGACAACUGUUCGCCAGGAAAUGGGUCAAGAUAUAAGUGGUGCUUGUGGCCAGCUGGUGGUGAACCUUUCAGAACAGAGAUCAGUAGGUAGUGCAGGUCUCUUGACUGAUAUUGAGGAUCUUCGCAUCUAGUAUUGCUAUUAGCUGUUGUCCAACUUUAUUUCAGCCGGGCUCUUUCUUUUGUAACUAGCUGUGGCUCACCCUUUUGUUUUUGUUAGUGCUCCCUAUAAGUGCGCCUAUGCAAAUUUGGCAUGCUUCAUACCAGUUUCUUCAUUCACAAUGGAAAGAAUUCAAAAGAAACAAAGCCCUUUGGAGUCCAUGCUGAUCUCUUCUGUAAGAAUGUAGAUGCAAAUUUUGGGCCGGUUUGUAUAGAUGAAGCCAAAGGCUGUAAAUGCUGUGAUGAGACCUUUGUGCAAUCAUAACACUUCAAUGAAGAUUUUGAAGAGUCAAUCUUCUGGCCAAAAUUUUUGUUAACAAUGGGUUUGGGCACUAAUGUUAUGCUACAAAGGUAAAGAGAGGAUAUUUUUGCUUAGUUAUUUGUACUCUCUCUUGACAUUUGUGGCACUUGCUCUUUUG
This is a messenger RNA of Elaeis guineensis (African oil palm), 1649 nucleotides long. RefSeq lists its product as uncharacterized. Gene Ontology annotation, molecular function: RNA methyltransferase activity; iron-sulfur cluster binding. Gene Ontology annotation, biological process: rRNA base methylation; tRNA methylation. The record is from RefSeq and is a predicted model, not a curated record. Lineage: Eukaryota; Viridiplantae; Streptophyta; Magnoliopsida; Arecales; Arecaceae.